Entrophospora sp. SA101 is the source of this 120-nucleotide messenger RNA. The record is from the annotation of a GenBank genome assembly. Lineage: Eukaryota; Fungi; Glomeromycota; Glomeromycetes; Entrophosporales; Entrophosporaceae.
AUGGGUUUGAAAAUCUAUUCACAAGUUGAUCUUGAGGAUCUUGUUAGGAAAACUGAAGCAUGCACAAGGACUCAAGGCAUGAACCUGAUAGUUCCAUUAAAUUUGACACCUAAACUUUAA